AUGUUCGGCAUUGAGGAUGACUCAGUCUUCUCUGACUUUGAAGAAAGGGAGCUUGAGACUCCUUCCUCAAGGAAGGAACUAGAUGGAGGAAUUAUCUACGUAUCCCGGGAACUCGGGAUGCCCAGGGAAUGGGGAGCACCCGUCUUAUGCGACUUUGGCUCUGCUAUGCCUGGCGGCAUAGAACAUUUCGAAGACAUCCAGCCUAAUAUCUAUCGAGCCCCGGAGGUGAUUCUGGAAGCCCCACGGACUUAUAGUGUUGAUAUAUGGAAUGUGGGAUGUAUGAUUUGGGACCUGUUUGAACGCGAGUCGUUGUUCUCUGGAUAUGACGCAGAAAAUCAGACUUACCGAAGUCGAGCUCAUCUCAGCGAGAUGAUAAGCCUCCUCGGACCUCCUCCACUCAGUUUGUUGGCCCAAGGGAAAUCAGGCCAUAAAUUUUUCUCUAGUGAAGGUAGGAAAUUUGCUUACGAUUUCCUGGAUAAACCCGGAACCCGCUCCCUUUACCUGGUUUUCUAG
Molecule: messenger RNA, 513 nt
Organism: Penicillium brasilianum
Lineage: Eukaryota; Fungi; Ascomycota; Eurotiomycetes; Eurotiales; Aspergillaceae
Source: the annotation of a GenBank genome assembly